CCUGAAGAUCCUCACCAAAAUAGAUAAAUUGAGGUGAAUCAAGCCAGGUAGAAAUUGAUGAUGUAGACUGAAAAUUCCACAGCUCAUCCAUAACCCUACCUUUUAAUCUUCUCCACCUUCUAUGUGCCACAAAUCCCAACUUUCAUUGAAAAGGAAUGUUUGAAACAAGAACCUUGAGAAACACUCUGAAGAAGGUUUAUAAAGCAUGGGGAAAGUUAGCUCGGGUGAAUAACCUGAAGUGGAACAAAUUGCUGGAACUUCCCCUUUGUCUAGAAUGAAAAUCUCAUGAAAAGCUCCCAACACUUUCAAAAACAUCUAAAACUAAAAAGAUCUUGAAGCUUUGAGCUGAGGAUGAGGUCAGAAUUUUGAAAGCAAGGAAAAGUACAACUUCUGAAAACUGCAGCAAUUGCCUUUUCAUGGGUAAACCCUGACUUGCCUCACCUUAGCUGACCUGGGGCAAUUUUUCCAAUAAUAUUCAUAACACUGUACAGUAUUGCUCAGAUACAUGGGCAUUCCAUUUUCAUGCCUAAUACUGUACAAGAAUUAUAGUAAAUCUUUCAAAAAAAUUACCUGAACAAUGGGGAAGUGACAGAUGAGCUCCCUGAUAACAUAUGCAGAUUUCUGGCAUCCGGCCUGAUCAUCGCAAAGGUCAUGUCUCACAUGCUGCUGUACGUGAUAGAGAAUAUACAGCACAGAUGUGAAGUUUGAAACACCUGCAUCAGCAGCAAGGCAGCAGAAUCACUUGAUGCAACCGCAAAUCGCAGUGCAGCAACGCAGUCCACAAGUCCCAUCGAUUUCAUCCCUGUUCCCUGGGGAACACAUCAAGCGGCAUCGAGCAACGUCGUUCAGUGCUGUGCGGAAUGCUAAAGCAUCCGCAGCAGCAUACGGGGAACAUGUCUCAACUCCCCUCGCAGCAUCAGCUGGAAAACAACCGGAACACGAAUCGGAUUCGAAGCCAACUGACGUCCCUUUGUUGGGUCGUUUGAAAACGUGGUCAUUUUGGUUUCGUGACCGAGGACUCGUUCGUGCAUACGCAGUGGUUCUCCUGGUUUUCGUCGUAGCCCGGGCACUGAUUGAUCACAGCGAAUUGCACGACUUUUUCUGGAACGAUGGGCACCGGGAGAUGUGGCAAACGACUAAUUUGGAGGCUAUAGGACUGAAUUUCCUGAUGAAGUAUUUUCGCCCGCAGUUCCUGUACACAAUUGCCUCCUGCAUCAUCUUGAAAGAAAUAUACAUUUCAGUGGUCUUUCACGAGGACUUGGGAUUGGACCAUGCGACAAUGCUCGGGCCGAAAGAUGUAGCUGCCAUCGACUACGCCUUUGAACAUUUUGCGCAGCCGAUCAGGGCCAAGGCUGCCCUCAUGAAGCUGCACGCCCCAAGGCCGCCAUGUUCCUGGAGGUUAGUGUGGGGUUUGAUUCUGCUGGGGAUGGUAACCAGGAGGUGGGGUAACCCAGAUGAGACUAUGGCCGCAGCACUGCCCUACAACCCGCCAAACAUGGAGAACGCUGACAACGCCAAGGCUGGUCCAUUGCAACUUAUUCCGGCCACGCCUGCGCCAAAGGCUCCAGUACCAGCAAUACCAUCAGGUUGGGAAAUGGUUCCAGUGCCCACCCUUAAAUAUCUUAUACAAGCAUACAACCUCGGCCAGCUGGCCAGGACCAAACGACAGCACCUUAUCGCGCUGCUUGAGCAGAAUCUCAUACCAGCCACGUUAGCCCAGGGCUGGCUACUGCCACCUGGGUGGCAACUCCAAGCUGCACAGUUCCCGAACGCCAUGCCGUGGUCAUUCCUCUCAUCAACGAGCGGAGCACCAUCACCGGCUACGCCUUCAACUCCGCAGCUACCGCCCCUGCCGGCCCGCAACUCUGGUGAGCUUUGCCUUUCUGAAUUACCGAAACAACAGGAGGAAGAACCCUUUGAGGACUACGCUGAGGGACUACGUUGUAUGCUCACCAUUGACAACGUCACCUUGGACAUGAAGGUCCGCUGCUUACUCCACAACACCCGUCCGGAGAUCCAGGCAUCUGUGGCAAUCCUGUUUCGCAAAGGCCACAUCGAGUUCAAGGCCCUAGCAACAGCACUUGCCCGAGCAUAUCCAACUCCGCAUCUGGACCGGUUGGACCAGUUCCUACAGGCUCAACCCAACCCCGGAGAGAGCUUUGUCAACUUUGGAGAACGGCUGGAACACACCUUCAACCUGUUCACCGGCGCAACCCCCGACAAACCCAUCUCCGCAGACAACAUCCGGCAAAAAAUGCUGAUCAACCAGUUGCUGACCUCAGUCUCUGACAAACUCCGCAUCAAACUCCGAGAACAAUGGUCCAACGACCGCAACCUGACCUGGGAGAAAGCUGUGGAAGAAGCAGAAAAAUUCCGGCUCCACAAUCAUGCGACCGCCAGACCAGCUGCUAAACCAGUUGCCGAAGCGAAAUCCACUUCAUCAAAGCAGACAUCAGGGAACCGGCCAAACCUGCCUCCAAAACAAUGGUGCAAGGGGCACCAACGCAACGUCCGGCACUCACCGCAGAACUGCAGGAUUCUCCUUUGA
This is a messenger RNA of Notodromas monacha, 2548 nucleotides long. NCBI's taxonomy places the organism in Eukaryota, Metazoa, Arthropoda, Ostracoda, Podocopida, Cyprididae. The record is from the annotation of a GenBank genome assembly.